Messenger RNA from Malus domestica (apple), 797 nucleotides. Lineage: Eukaryota; Viridiplantae; Streptophyta; Magnoliopsida; Rosales; Rosaceae. The record is from RefSeq and is a predicted model, not a curated record.
UUCUCUCUAUAUUUCCCCAAUAACACACCACGUCACAACCCAGAAGUCCAAACCCUCUGAUGGGAUAUUCAAUGUCCACCACGUCGCCGUUUCACCACUUCUCCGCCCCUUUUCACGCCCGGCACUGCACCGUCAAAAAUGGCGCGAUCCCCUUCCCUUCUCUCUCCUCCUCCGCAAUGCCGCUCCUUCAAAGCCCUCGACUCUCUCUUCUCCGCCUCCCUCAAAACGCACCGCUUCACCACACCUCUGAACGCUCCUCCUGCAGACCCUCACCGACAACUCGCGAUGUAAAGGCCCGAGCAUCGCUCCCAGAGCCGCCCUCCUCCACCUCCUCCACCUCCACCUUUACAAAACGCGUCGUUUUGAGCUCCGCAUUGACCAUAGCUCUGGCCGUCGCCAACCGCGUGUUCUACAAGCUGGCCCUCGUCCCCAUGAAAAACCACCCUUUCUUCUUGGCCCAAUUCACAACCUUCGGCUACGUGGUGAUUUAUUUUUCGAUAUUGGUCGUACGGUACCGUUCUGGGGUUGUUACUGACGAAAUGAUAGGUCUUCCCAAGUCACGGUUUGCCGCCAUUGGUGCCCUAGAAGCCCUUGGAGUUGCUUCUGGAAUGGCUGCUGCAGCCAUGCUUCCCGGACCGGCCAUACCCAUAUUGAGUCAGACGUUUUUGGUGUGGCAGCUGAGUUUUUCUGCCCUUCUCUUGGGGAGAACAUACACAUUUAAUCAGAUUGUUGGCUGCAUACUCGUAGCUACAGGUGUAGAGCACUGUUUCAAGGUACCUUGAUCCAUUCUUCCACAG